UCAACAUUGACCGCCGACGCACAAGCCUCGCGCGGUGCAAAAGGCGCGCACGUACGUACACACGUCGCCGAUAUGGAAAAACCGAGUCGACGUACGGUCGCUCCGUCGCGCGCGUCUCACGCGUAAAACCGAUAGGAAAGAGAGAAACCGCAACAAGCCGCGCGUAUAAUGCGUAAGGUCACACUCGCGUUCACGUUCACGGGGUGUCGGCGUGUGCUCGCGUUAUUAGCAUGAGCAUCUCUCAAGAUAGCGCCGCUACGAUCGUGUGCAGGGAGGUUUUCGACGAGACGUCUCAUCCGACGAAGGAAGAACUGCUCGAUUAUGCGAAACGUCUGGGAAUUGAUCCUGAUGCGGAACCACACCUUCUCGACCUGGCGCGCGAGGGUCUCAUGGCGGCCCUGCCCAAGGGCUGGUCUCCGUGUUUCCACGAGGCCUACGGUGCCUGGUAUUAUUACCAGACAUCCACCGGUUACACCUCUUGGGAGCAUCCGCUGGACGAGGUCUACAGGAAGCUCGUGGAACAGGCGAGAGCCGGCAAGCGGCAAAUGAGUCUCGAGGAAGAUUCCAAGACCACAGCGAAGGAUCUCGAGUCUCAUGAGGACGCGACCUUGCCGAAGGAGACCAUCACCUCGAAGGAGACCGCCGUCCCGAAAGAAACCACCAACACCACCACCACUUCCAGCACCGCCUCCAAGGAGACCAGCAGCCAUCCCAAGCCCGGCAUGGCGGGCACCAAGAUUCCGAUGAAACUGGCGCCUCUGCGGAAGGUCGAGAAGGCCGACGGUUCGUCGCGGAAAAAGGAACGGCCUUCGUCCUUCGACAGACUCCAGUCCAGACGGGAGAGCGACUCGAAAUCCGACAUGAUGUCCCUGUCGAGCGAUCGGGCCGCCAGGGAUUAUACCAACCUGAGAUUCCAGGACCCGCGGUUCUACGAGUGCCCGAAGCUCCUGGAGACGACUGGCACGAUCUCGACGACGACGACCACGGCUACGACCACGACGAGCGCGACGCCCGUGAAAAAAGAGCUCGAUCUGAAGGAGGUGCUGAAGAGAUCGGAGUCGUUGAGCCCGUGGCACGAGAAAGACUGGGAGCAGUUGUCCAGCAAGUUCAGCUCCGAGGAGAACAUAAUCGACAUCGACAAGCUCAGCGCCAGCACGCUCGCCCGACCGGAGCGGCUGGAGAAGUUCGACAAGGAGAAGCACCCGAGCCAGUUGGGUCAACAGAAGGAGCUGACUCUCAGCGGCGGGGGAUCGAUGUUUCUGAAGAGCAACAGGAGCAGGGACACCACACCUAGCCAAGACGGCGGUAAACUCGAGGACUUCCGGGCGUUGGUCAUCUCCGAUGAGAGCAACAACGCCGUCAUCGGCGACCGACCCAAGUCCAUUCUGAGGGAGAAACAAUUGGAAGACGAGGACAGACCGUUGGACGAGGAACGCAAGAGCGUGCGCUUCGACCUGGAGAAGGAGAUCGACAUCAAGUUCACGUAUUCAGAAUCCGAGGACGACUGGGAGUCCGAGUCCGAAGAUCAAAAUCUUCGGAUAUCGGCGGUGGUCAGCAAUAAAAUCACCAGUUCGAUUUUGUCGCCGCUGAAGCCGGAUCCGCCGAGUCUGGAGGACGACAACAACGACGACGACGACAACAACAAGGACAACUAUUCCAAUGAGAAGGAGCAGAGGGACAAGGAGGAGCCGGAGGCCGGCAGGCGGCGUUUGUCCUUGGAGAAGAUCGAGACCGUGUCGAAGAACGCGAAGUUAGUCGGCAGGCGGUUCCUCGUGCAGAACGUCUCGGAGAACGAGCACCGCAGCCAGAUGACGAAGGACAGUCUGGAGAGGGAUAAUAGUCUUGAUUAUCUGCCGAACAAGUUCGAGAAGGUGAAGAACAUCGACUUGGUGUCGAAGAGCGAGAGCGACAGCGCCGUGAAGAGCAGCGAUUCCGCUAGUCUUCUGGAGGAGAUGCGCCGCACGAGGUCGAUCAUCGAGAAAGCGACACGCGCGGCCAACCGUCUGUCGAAUCGUCAGCUCGAAGACGACGAGUCCUCGGACAUGUCUAAGAUCAAUCAGGAUUAUGUGAUCGCGAAGAAAGAGCGGUUCGUACGACCAAAACUCGAGUAUUCGCGCAGCAUCGAUGACAUGAAGAUGAAGAUGAAUCGGGAGAAUGAAAAGGAGAUCGAAGCUUUCAAGAUCGAGCUCGAGGUCAAGCUGCAGGAGAAGAAGAAGGAGCUCGAGGAGAACUUCGUGCAGCAGAAGAUCCUGCUGCAGCAGUUCUGGAACCAGAGGCUGGAGGAAGUCAAGCAGGAGAUGGCUCGGAAGGAAGAACAGGAGAUUCAAGCGUUGAUCACUGAAAUGGACGAGGUCAGAAUAGAGAACCUGAAGAAGGUCCGCGCGGAACUGGAGGUAUGUUACGAGAAAGAACGACAAGAGAUAUUGUCCAAUCUGAAAACGGAACUCGACGAGAGGAAGAGGGAGCUUCUGGAGCUGCGGAAUCAGGAGAUGGGCAAGCUGGAGGACGAGCACGAGCGCGAUCUCGGCGAAGAGAAGCUCGCGAAGCUGAACGAAUACGAGCUGAAGAAACAGCACUCUGAGAAGAUCGAUGCGAUGAAGAAGGAACUGGAGAAGGAACUCGAGGACUUGCGGAACGAGCUGAGAAUGCAGCAACGGGAAAAAAUCACAAAGUUCACCGAAGAUCACGAUCAGUGCCUAGCCGAGAUUCUCCGUGACUUCAGGAUGGAUGAGGCUCUCGCUCGCAAAAUGUACAAGGAACGGUUGGAGGAGAUCCGCGCGGAUUUCGCGCGGGACGCCGAGAAGGAGGCGAGGAAGCAGGCUGAGCGGGCCCUCCAGCAAGACAGCAUCGACUUCGAGAAGAUGCGUUGCGAGAAGCGGCUGCUGCAAGACAAGUACACAGCGCUCAAGGAGAAGUACAUGAAGCUGAAGAACGACGUUCGCCUCGCGGUCGAGAGGAGGAGCAGGAGGAAGGAGGGUUACACCACGGCCUCGGAGACCGAGAGAUCGGCAUCCACCCGGACUAGAACGGAGAGGACCGAGUCGUCGGAACAAAAUACUCCGCUGUGGAACGCGCGUUCGAGCCCGGUAACAAACGCGAAAUCGCAGGAGGGCCAGUGCGCGAGCGAACAGGCCGAAGAGCAAAACGAUCCGGACAGCAAUUCGAGGAGUCAGAAGGCGGGGUUUCAAAAACCCGCAUCCGGCGUCGUUGGCUCGAAGAGCGCGGCAAAAUUUGAGUCCGACGACACCACCACCGCCAGCGAGACGAACGUCAACAUGAUGAUGAUGAAGAAGAGGAAGAGCUUCAGUAAGAAGGCCGCGUCGAGCGCGGCCCGCUCGAACGCGGCCAGCGGCAACAACAACAAUCUGGAGAACCCCGUGGAGAACAUCCGGAAGCAGUUGAAGAAGCUGGAGGACCUCGGCGAUCAGCUGCCGAGCAACGAAACGGCCUAUACAGUGCGAUAUCCUUUCCAAGAUAAAGCGCCGGCGAACGCCUCUUCGGAGCUAGAGUUCUUCCGUCACCGGAUCCAUGUGGAGAGGGACUCGGUGAGGAGAGCUCGCGAGGCGCUCAGACAACAGAGAAGUGCCUUUCAGGGUAGGCAGAGAGCUUGGAAACAGCGGAGCGCGAGGGCUACUCUGGAACAACUGGUGCAGGAGGAGCGCGAGCUCUCUGACAUGGAGGUGAGUUUGCAUCGUACCAGGAGCCUACUGGGCGAGAAGAUCAUCCACUUGAAACAUCUGGAACAGUCUCUGGAACGAGUCGCAAACGACAAGCGAAACGAAAACGACGCGUCUUCCACGAAAAAUGAUGAACUGACAUUGAGCGAUAUGUCGAGCGCCAGCAGCGGCUUCAGUUCGACUGACUUGGGAACUGAUACCUUCGUAGAUAAGCCAGAUCAUUACCAAGAGUCCACCGAAAUCAUCGCGAGCUUAGAAAAUUUGAAUUCGGAAAUACGAGAAAUUUGGGAUGUCUUGAAUAAACGCCAGGAUAGCAACAUACCUCCAACACCGGCUCUCAUGUACUCUUAUCUGCGAUGGUUACGGUUUCAUCAUCUCACCGCGCAGCCUAACACCGUGCAAGGUGCCUUUGGUACUCCCAACAUACAGCCCAACAUCUUAUCUCAAUUAACCACCGCGCAACCUCCCGCCACCACGACUCAGAAUAUCAUCGCCCAGUACGGCCCUAACAGCGGCUUUACCACCAGCGUUGGUACGGUCGAGAGAAGCGCCUCGAACUUGAUGGAAAGGACCAGAAACCUCAGGGAUUGGCUACGCCAAGCUCGCAUCGAGACUACUGACCUGAUUAGUCCGGGUCAAGCGACUCUUUAAAUCCAGGCUGACAUCCGGAAGGGAAAACCCCUUCAAAUCUCUUUUCUUUCGCGAAGUAGAUCUUCAUUCUCUAAUAACCGUUUGAAUUACGUAGCUGAAAGAAAAAAAACCAGACGGUAUCGAUUUAACCGAUGAUACUCUUUCUCCACAUCUAUCUUUAUCUCUCUCGUUCUCUUAAUUAGUGUAGCAUUUUUAUAGAAUCGUUUACUGUGUGCAAUAUAUUGCUCGCGUCGGUUCAUUUCGCGGUAAUUACGACUAGGAACCGAAUAGAAUCGGAAACGAUUUCUCGACCUUUCUCGUUAAGGCUCAUCAGAUCUUCUCGAAGUGGUGAUCCCAUCCGAAACACUAACGUACAGGAUUUCGAUUUCGCGCUCGCUUGUUGCUCCGAAUCCUGUUUUCUUCUUUGCCUAGACGACUAUCGAGUAUAUCGCGAUAGUUCAUACAUGGACGAGGACGAAAUAAUUCGGAACAUUUCCGAGCUAGUAAGUAAACGGCACUCUGUUAAUCUUUAAGUAUCACGGUGAAAAUUUGACCACGCUUGUGUGUGUGUGUGUGUGUGUAUGUGUACGUCAUAAUUCCGUAACGAUCUUAUCUGUCAUCGAAUACUUAUUAACGAAACUCUCGUACUAUUUCUCUGAGUCCGAUAAAGUAGUCCGAUAAAGUAGUCAUGUGUCGAUGUCGCAGCGAUUUCAGACGCUCGCAAGUUUUCACCGUGACACUCACGGAUUAAGAAUCUGCGCGUGAAUCUUAAUCGAUCGCGCUUCGAUAAGCAGCCGAAUCGGUUCGAUCGGCAGACACGAUCGGCUGCUCCUCCUUCGAUCCUCGCUCGGAUCUUGCAAGCCGACGUUGCGUAAUCGUUGCGUGAUCGCGUCUCGUCUCAGAUGCAGAGUCGUAACACGCGGAAACAAGUUGCGUGUCGCGCGCACAUACAUACAUACACACACAAACACCAAUCCGAAGGGAAAAACGCGCAUGGUGGGACCGCCGCUUCUCGGAUGAGUCCUCGGGAGCGAAAUUAACGAAGCGAAUUUUAUAUUUCGCACGAGAAAAGAGAGAGACGAUCGAGAGAGAAUCCCUCUCUUUCUCUAUCCCACUCUUUCUCUCUCUCUCUCUCUCUCUCUAUCUAUCUCUCUCGUUCUCUCUCUCUUUCUCGAGUAUUCAUCCCGGAGGUGUUGGCUUUUCGUCUUCCAGCGUGUUUCGAGCUCGACCGGCUCUGCAUCCCAGCGUGCGCGCGACGACACAUUAAAACACACACAUUGACUUCCUGUUAAUAAUAAACUUCGUACACACUACGCUGUUACGUAUAAAGUUUGUAAAUUGGUAGGGAAAGAGAGAGAGGGAGAGAGAGUGAGAAUGAACGCACGAACGCUCGCGUGUCUGCGCGAACGGGAUCUUUAUGUGGAUAGGACGCGUUUCUUUUGUAAAUAAAUAUUUCGACAUUGUGUGGGCUCACACGACACGGACGCGCUAUUGGUGGCGAUAUAAACGACGACGUGUUAUAAAACGACCGGCCCCCCCUCGUCUUUUCGACAGUCUGUUGAUCCUCUGUAUAUUUUCGAGAUCAAUUUUUCGAUUAGUAUCUGAUAUAACGUUGUAAAAAAAAAA
Messenger RNA from Dinoponera quadriceps, 5933 nucleotides. RefSeq names its product centrosomal protein of 164 kDa (gene Cep164). Gene Ontology annotation, molecular function: protein binding. The record is from RefSeq and is a predicted model, not a curated record. Lineage: Eukaryota; Metazoa; Arthropoda; Insecta; Hymenoptera; Formicidae. The transcript is spliced from 12 exons. Bases 231 to 4328 code for a protein of 1365 amino acids.